CGGGGCGGAGGGUCGCGGAGCGGGGGUGGUUGUGUCCCCUCCUUCCUUCCAUCCCUCUUUCCCUCCUUCCAUCUCUUUCCCUCCCUCUCCCUGAAUGCGCCCAGGCCGGCGGCGGCAGCUCCGCGGCUCCGCGCUGCCCGCAGCCGCCCCGCCGGCAGCUUGGGGUGCAGGCUGAGCCCCGGUCCGGCAGGAUGGGGAACACCGGGUUCGGGAUGCUGGUCCUGGUUGUGCUGCUCGGAUGCUUCUUCUCGGCGGCAUCCAGCACACUUCCAGAGUGCAGCAUCAUGCAGGAGAUUGAAGAGGAACGCAGCCAGUGCUUGGCAGAGCCUCCUGGAGAUAACCUGACAUCAGGUUGUAGAAGGCAAUGGGAUAACAUCACAUGCUGGCCUGAAGCAGAAGUAGGAGAAGUCGUGGUCCGGCCGUGCCCAAAGUAUUUCAGGUUCCUCACCACUUUUUUGGGGAAUGUGAGCAGGAAUUGUACAAGCGAGGGCUGGACAGAUGUGUACCCUGCACCAUAUGCUGUAGCUUGUGGAUAUGAUACCAACAGCACCCCAGGGGAAGAGCAAACAGUGUUCUAUGGCACAGUCAAGACGGGCUACACCAUCGGCCACACCUUGUCCCUCAUCGCUCUCACGGCUGCUAUGAUCAUUUUAUGUCUCUUCAGAAAACUCCACUGUACUCGAAACUAUAUCCACAUGCACCUCUUCAUGUCCUUCAUCAUGAGAGCCAUUGCUGUCUUCAUAAAGGAUGUCAUCCUCUUUGAAAGUGGAGAAUCUGAGCACUGCUUUGUGAGUUCAGUAGGCUGCAAAGCCAUGAUGGUUUUCUUCCAGUACUGCAUCAUGGCCAACUUCUUCUGGCUCCUGGUGGAGGGAUUGUAUCUUCACACCCUGCUGGUCAUCUCCUUCUUUUCAGAGAGGAAAUACUUUUGGUGGUACAUCUUGAUUGGCUGGGGUGCCCCCUCCGUGUUCAUCACUGCUUGGACUAUUGUCAGGAUUUACUUUUUUGACGUUGGGUGCUGGGAGGAAGUCGUGGAAUCCCCAUUCUGGUGGAUCAUUAAAACUCCUAUUUUGGUGUCUAUUUUGGUGAACUUCAUUCUCUUCAUUUGCAUCAUCCGGAUCUUAGUCCAGAAACUGCAUUCCCCAGAUGUUGGGCACAAUGAAACCAGCCAAUAUUCGAGGUUGGCCAAGUCUACUUUGCUGCUCAUCCCUCUCUUUGGCAUCCACUACAUCAUGUUUGCUUUCUUCCCUGACAAUUUCAAAGCAGAAGUGAAGCUGGUCUUUGAACUCGUGGUUGGGUCAUUCCAGGGCUUUGUGGUGGCUGUUCUGUACUGUUUUCUCAACGGGGAGGUCCAAGCUGAGCUAAAGAGAAAGUGGAGGAGGUGGCACAUGGAGAGGUUCCUGGGCUCAGACAUGAAGUAUCACCACCCUUCCUUAGGCAGCAAUGGCACCAACUUCAGCACCCAGAUCUCCAUGCUGACCAAGUGCUCACCAAAGACCCGUCGGUGCUCUGGCUUCCAGGCUGAAUUCUCUCUGGUAUGAUGGGGAGAGGCUCUCUGAGCACUGAGCAUCCACCAGAGAAGCUGAGAAGCAGAAGGAUCCCCAGGAAUCUGCAUGAGCCAACAGAGGACACAAAACUGGAAAAGCCACUGGCAUCCAGGACAAGACAGGACAAGUCAAGAGGCAGAGAAAUCCUUUUCCUCUCCCUCUUUUGAGACCUUUCACUCUUCAGUUUUAAGCCCUUAGGGGUUGAUCACUAUGAGUAAAGGUGCCAGACACUUGAGGAGAGACUGGGAGAUCCUGAUGUGCCAUAAAUAAUGAAGUACAAGGGGGUGAAGGAGGGGAGAGCCUGAGUCCUUGGUGGCUUCACCAGAACUGGCAUCUCUGGAACAGAUAAAUUGCACUUCUUAAAAAAAAAAA
Messenger RNA from Calypte anna (Anna's hummingbird), 1916 nucleotides. RefSeq names its product vasoactive intestinal peptide receptor 1 (gene VIPR1). Gene Ontology annotation, biological process: adenylate cyclase-modulating G protein-coupled receptor signaling pathway; cell surface receptor signaling pathway. Gene Ontology annotation, cellular component: plasma membrane. NCBI's taxonomy places the organism in Eukaryota, Metazoa, Chordata, Aves, Apodiformes, Trochilidae. The transcript is spliced from 13 exons. The coding region runs from base 192 to 1538 and encodes 448 amino acids. The record is from RefSeq and is a predicted model, not a curated record. Gene Ontology annotation, molecular function: G protein-coupled peptide receptor activity; vasoactive intestinal polypeptide receptor activity; peptide hormone binding.